This is a messenger RNA of Chironomus riparius, 1787 nucleotides long. Lineage: Eukaryota; Metazoa; Arthropoda; Insecta; Diptera; Chironomidae. The record is from the annotation of a GenBank genome assembly.
AAAGAACGAAGAUCAUUUUUUUUUAAUUUCACAAUAUUUAUAAUCAUUACAAAUUAAAAACACGCAUUUUGUGUUCUAAACGAAAGAAAAUGAUAAUUUUAAAAUCAAGCAUAACAUUAAUUGCUUUGUUCCUAUUGUCUGGGAACAUAGAUGCGCGAGGUGGAGGACGAGGUGGUGGUCGGAGUGGUUCAAGAGGCAGGGGAGGUAUGCAUCAUGGCGGUGGAGGUCUAGGAUGGGCUUUUAGUAGUUAUUUCACAAAUUCACAAUACGGAGAUUCUUUUGGUUCCAAAGGUCUUCCAGAAAAUUCUUAUAUAUCAAAGGAUGACUAUAAAUAUAAAGAAUCUAGUGGAUUUUUAAUCAGCUCUCUGUUCAAUGGACGAUGGAAUCAAGAAAAAGAUAGAAAAUGGCGGGAAUCAACUCGUGCUCCUUAUUUUGAGAAUAAAAUACCUGGAAAUCAAGAGAAAAUUCCAGCAAGUGCUAUUGUUGGCGCAGCAAAAGCAUUUGGUUUGGUAUCACUUCUACCACUCAAUGUUCCACCAGGAAAGCCUCUAAUGUACUGUGGCAAUACAGACCUAAUUCAGUCACAAAUCCGAAUCAACAAAGAAGCUACUUAUGUCUGUAAUAAUGCCAAGAUUGAAAUUUCAUGCAAAAAGAGUUUUGAGAAUCAACUUGAUCAUGGAUGUAAAAAUGAGGUAAUGCAAUGCGACUUACAAUAUGGAGUUGCUGGAGCUAUUUACUGUUCACAAGACACAUUGUUCAGUAAAAAUCAUAUUUUCUGCGAUACGACAGCAACUGUAGAUAGAAAGGAUUUAAAUGAAACUAUGACAAUUGUAAACUGUUACAAAGGUCAGCUCCCAAAAAGCCAAGCUUCUUUCGUACCUACAACCACAUCGACAACAGAACAUUCAUAUUUCAAUAUAUUUACAACAACUCCUAAGCCUUUGUCAUUUAAAGCAAAUCUUCAUGUUUUUCUCAUUAAUUUAAUUGGGAAAUCUGAUGCUUUAGAAACGACAACACCUGAUGUAUAUCCAUUUACAGGCAGGAAUGCGUGGCAUCCAGAAGCAUUGACAAUUCCACCGGAAACAACCACAACAACACCAAGGCCAACAACAACAAAGCUUCCAUACGUAUGGAUGGAAAAAGUAUACACAUAUCAUGAUAAUGGAACUGUUGAAAUAACAAUUCGUCCAGUUCCAAAACACUUGUUGCCUUUUCCUUUUGAAACAGACCCAUUCAUACCAUAUGAUUGGUUUAAAGUCUAUACAACUUCAACUAAAGCUUACGAAGAAACAACGACAGAAUUAAAAACCACAACAACUACAGAAGAACCUUAUGUAUGGAUGAUGAAAGUUCCUUCUGAUGAUUCUAAUGAGAAAGAGAGAUUGGAACCUGCACAUAGUGAAAUUGUUGACCUUAUUGAAAAUUAUGGCUCAUGCAUUCCUGAGAAUUUUGUGAAAGUUCCUAGAAGUAAAGCUUAUAAAUUUUCAUAAAUGUUAGAGUGAAUGCCCGAAAAGCUUCGAUUUAAAUCCAAGACCAUGCCAGUGUCUCACUAGCUUAGUGCGGGUUUUCUGAUCGAUUAACCGACUUGUGCCAUUUGGGCUAUUGAUUAAGUGCUACCCACUCGGACAAAUCCUUUGCUUUAAGACAAGAAAAUUCAUUUUAAGUUUGAAAAAACUAAUGUAAAUUUAAAUUAAGUCCAGUAAAUUUUUAAUGAUUUAUUAUAGCUCUAGUUAACAAAAUAAGUAAUCAAAUAUUGAAUAUAAUCGCUCUUUAUCAAUAAAAUGUCG